Messenger RNA from Lycium ferocissimum, 525 nucleotides. RefSeq lists its product as uncharacterized. The record is from RefSeq and is a predicted model, not a curated record. Lineage: Eukaryota; Viridiplantae; Streptophyta; Magnoliopsida; Solanales; Solanaceae. Bases 1 to 525 code for a protein of 174 amino acids. The transcript is spliced from 3 exons.
AUGAGCGAUUCGAUUGUUCAACUGGAAUAUUGUGAUCGUGUCCCACAAGAGUAUGAGGCCCAAUUAGGCUGUGUUGGCUAUGCUCCUGGCCUACUCUACUCAUUUUUGACACAAAAAUCGAAUCGUGUUUUAUCGGGCAAUUCGUCUUUGUUUAGCCAGAAGGACAUAGAAGUAGCAAAGAAUGCAAAUAGAUUGGAUGUUUUUGACCCGAAACUUUAUCCGAAGGAAAGUGAUUUUGAGUCUCUUCUCCAAGAUUUUAGUUUGGCUUAUGGAAAGUGGGACUUUGAUCCACUAGAAUUUGGUAAUCCAUUUACUGAAAAUGAAAGGUCAGUUCAUAUUUGGCAAGGUUGUGAGGACAAGAUAGUGCCGUGUCACUUACAAAGAUAUGUAUCCAAAAGGCUACGUUGGGUUCAUUAUCAUGAAGUUGGCGAUGGAGGACAUGCUUUAUGGCAUGUUGGUCCGGUUGGUGAAGCUAUUUUGAGGUCCCUUCUGCUUGGAGAAGACCCACAUCCAUCAACAAUAUAA